GAAGCCCCGAGCGAACGUCUUUAUCACUACGUGCGUCAAUUGCGUAAAUGUUCCCGUUAUCGUGGGCAGACGCGCGCAUGCUCAUUCUCAGGGGGAGUGAGAGGAGCAUGAAUGGAGCAAAAUGGCGGAUCAUGUGCAGAGCCUAGCCCAGCUAGAGAUCCUGUGCAAACAGCUAUAUGAGACCACAGACACCACCACACGUCUACAGGCCGAGAAAGCUCUGGUGGAGUUCACCAACAGUCCCGACUGUCUGAGUAAAUGCCAGUUGUUGCUGGAAAGCGGAAGUUCCUCGUACUCCCAGUUGUUGGCUGCAACGUGUCUCUCCAAGUUGGUGUCUCGUACGAGCAACCCACUUCCCCUGGAGCAGCGCAUUGACAUUCGAAAUUAUGUUCUCAAUUAUCUGGCAACCCGACCAAAGCUUGCUGCCUUCGUGACACAAGCCCUGAUCCAGCUCUAUGCCAGAAUCACCAAGCUUGGCUGGUUUGACUGCCAAAAGGAAGAUUACGUCUUCAGGAAUGUCAUUGUCGAUGUGACAAGAUUCCUGCAGGAUAGUGUUGAACACUGCAUCAUAGGAGUUACAAUUCUGUCCCAGUUAACCAAUGAGAUCAACCAAGCGGACUCAACACAUCCACUUACAAAACAUAGAAAGAUUGCAUCAUCGUUUCGAGAUUCCUCCUUGUUUGACAUUUUUACCCUCUCCUGCAACCUCCUCAAGCAGGCAUCUGGGAAGAACUUGAAUCUAAAUGAUGAGAGCCAGCAUGGGCUACUCAUGCAGCUACUCAAACUGGCCCACAAUUGCCUCAACUUUGAUUUCAUCGGCACAUCCACCGAUGAGUCCUCAGAUGAUCUGUGCACCGUCCAGAUCCCCACCAGCUGGAGAUCAGCCUUUUUGGAUUCUUCAACCUUGCAGCUGUUUUUUGAUUUGUAUCAUUCCAUCCCUUCCUCGCUGUCUCCCUUGGUUUUGUCUUGUCUAGUCCAAAUAGCGUCUGUCCGGAGGUCUCUCUUUAACAACGCAGAGCGAGCCAAGUUCCUCUCCCUUUUAGUAGAUGGUGUGAAGAGGAUAUUGGAGAACCCUCAAAGUUUGUCGGACCCAAACAACUACCAUGAGUUCUGCCGACUACUGGCUCGACUUAAGAGUAACUAUCAGCUGGGAGAACUGGUUAAAGUAGAGAACUACCCCGAGGUCAUAAGACUGAUUGCUAACUUCACCGUAACUAGUCUGCAGCACUGGGAGUUUGCCCCCAACAGUGUGCACUAUCUGCUGAGCCUGUGGCAGCGGUUGGCGGCAUCUGUUCCUUAUGUGAAGGCCACAGAGCCCCACAUGCUGGAGACCUACACCCCUGAGGUGACCAAGGCCUACAUCACAUCCCGCCUAGAGUCCAUACACAUCAUUCUGAGGGAUGGUCUUGAAGACCCCUUGGAUGAUGCGGGCUUGGUUCAACAGCAGCUGGACCAGCUGUCUACUAUCGGCCGGUGUGAGUAUGAGAAGACCUGCGCACUGCUGGUCCAGCUCUUCGAUCAGUCGGCCCAGUCAUACCAGGAGCUGCUGCAGUCCACCAACUCCAGCACAAUAGACAUAGCAGUGCAGGAGGGUCGCUUGACAUGGCUAGUGUACAUUAUUGGCGCAGUCAUUGGAGGAAGAGUAUCCUUCGCCAGCACUGAUGAGCAGGAUGCCAUGGAUGGGGAGCUUGUUUGUCGAGUUUUGCAGUUAAUGAACCUCACAGACUCACGGCUGGCUCAAGCAGGAAAUGAGAAGCUUGAGUUAGCCAUGCUCAGUUUCUUUGAGCAGUUUCGCAAAAUCUACAUCGGUGACCAGGUGCAAAAAUCAUCAAAGUUGUAUCGAAGACUAUCAGAGGUUCUUGGCUUGAAUGAUGAGACCAUGGUACUCAGUGUUUUCAUUGGGAAAAUAAUCACCAACUUGAAGUACUGGGGACAGUGUGAACCAAUCACAUCUAAGACACUACAGCUCCUCAAUGACCUCUCGAUUGGAUACAGCAGUGUUAGGAAACUUGUGAAACUCAGUGCUGUCCAGUUCAUGCUAAACAACCAUACCAGUGAGCACUUUUCUUUCCUGGGUGUGAACAAUCAGGCCAACCUCAGUGACAUGAGAUGUCGGACCACUUUCUACACAGCCUUGGGAAGACUUCUUAUGGUAGAUUUGGGUGAGGAUGAGGACCAGUUUGAACAGUUCAUGCUUCCUCUCACUGCUGCAUUCGAGGCCAUUGCUCAGAUGUUCAGCACCAACACCUUCAAUGAACAAGAAGCAAAAAGGACUUUAGUAGGACUUGUAAGAGAUCUAAGGGGAAUUGCCUUUGCCUUUAAUGCCAAGACCAGCUUUAUGAUGCUCUUUGAUUGGAUUUACCCCUCUUACAUGCCCAUCUUACAGAGGGCAAUAGAGCUCUGGUACCAUGUACCUGCCUGCACCACACCGGUCCUCAAACUCAUGGCUGAGCUAGUCCACAACAGGUCACAGAGAUUACAGUUUGAUGUGUCAUCGCCGAAUGGAAUUCUGCUGUUCAGGGAAACCAGCAAGAUGAUUACAACAUAUGGGAAUCGGAUCCUGACACUGGGUGAGGUGCCAAAAGAUCAGGUGUAUGCACUGAAACUGAAGGGAAUCUCUAUUUGCUUCUCCAUGCUGAAAGCCGUUUUAAGCGGCAACUAUGUCAACUUCGGCGUCUUCCGUCUGUACGGUGAUGAUGCCUUGGACAACGCUCUACAGACCUUUAUUAAGCUUCUCUUGUCCAUCCCUCACAGUGACCUGCUGGACUAUCCAAAGCUUAGUCAGUCUUUCUACUCUCUUCUGGAGGUGCUAACCCAAGACCAUAUGAACUUCAUCGCCAGCCUGGAGCCUCAUGUGGUCAUGUAUAUCCUGUCCUCCAUAUCUGAGGGGCUCACAGCACUUGACACAAUGGUAUGCACUGGAUGCUGCUCAAGCCUGGACCACAUAGUUACUUAUCUAUUCAAGCAGCUGUCCCGCAGCACGAAGAAACGAGCGGCGCCCAUGGCCCAGGAGAGCGACCGCUUCCUUCACAUAAUGCAGCAGCACCCUGAGAUGAUCCAGCAGAUGCUGUCCACAGUGUUGAAUAUCAUCAUUUUUGAAGAUUGUAGGAAUCAGUGGUCAAUGUCACGGCCACUGCUUGGCUUGAUUCUACUCAAUGAGAAGUAUUUUGCAGAUUUGAGGAACAGCAUUGUGAACAGCCAACCACCAGAAAAGCAGCAAGCCAUGCACUUAUGCUUUGAAAAUCUCAUGGAGGGCAUAGAGAGAAACUUGCUGACCAAAAACAGAGACAGGUUUACACAGAAUCUUUCAGUAUUUAGAAGAGAAGUCAAUGACUCCAUGAAGAAUUCCACAUAUGGGGUAAACAGCAACGAUAUGAUGAGCUGACAUUCCGUAGAGCACCAGGCCCCGCCCAUGUGGCCCGGCCCCAGCCCGUACUCCCACCCGCCCCUGGCCUGGCUGCCGGGGGACCACCGCUGCGCAAGCCUGCACCUCCCACUCCCCAGUCCCUGAAAAUACCCCAUUACCUCUCUCCCUUCUCACUUCCUCCCUCCACCCAUUUAUAUAUAUAUAUGUGUAUGUAUAUAUAUGUAU
Molecule: messenger RNA, 3592 nt
Organism: Carassius carassius (crucian carp)
Lineage: Eukaryota; Metazoa; Chordata; Actinopteri; Cypriniformes; Cyprinidae
Product: exportin-7-like
Exons: 28
Coding region: 122-3385 (1087 amino acids)
Biological process (GO): protein export from nucleus
Cellular component (GO): nuclear pore; cytoplasm
Molecular function (GO): nuclear export signal receptor activity; small GTPase binding
Source: RefSeq, a predicted model, not a curated record